AUGGUGAAAAGACAGACACAAGAUCUACGGGCAGGCGGGAGGGGGCUACGUAAAAAUGGAAAUACCCGGCUGUUGCCUAUCCACACAAUCUCGCGAUCCUCCGCGUCUCGUUGGUUGAGCGCUCGCGUACACUCUCACGGUCAUCUUCGUUCCCCGCUGUCCGUUCGAUGGUAUGUGUAUUACCAUACCUCUCCGACAUGGGUGACCAUAGACCGGCUCAGAAGUGGCCGAGACAUUCGCCUCUCGACCGCGACCAUGAGAGCACUCAACUCGCGACGCCCACAGCUAACGAGUACCUUCUAUCUCUUCCCUCGUUCCUUCUUCUGUCUUCUGCUCCUGUUGUUCGUUCUUCACGGCAUCCGAGCGCGUAGCGUGCCCCGCGAUGAGGAGGGCCUGGCCCAGCCCGAAGCCAACCGUUCGGCAGUCGAGGACAAAGCCAACGUCGAGCUAACCAAGGUGGAGGACAGUGCGCAACCGGAACCAGUGCAGGGAAAACUGUUGACGGUCGAGAACGAUGGCGCUGAGAAUGAGAAGGUCCAGCCUGAGGAACCGGGGGAUAUCGAAGGGAAGAUUUCGCAGUCGGAGAUUGGGAACAAGUUGCAAGAGGCUGGAAAGAGCGACGACCAGUCCGUCGAUCAGUCGCCGCGAGAGAACUCCGUGGCGUCCCUUCAGGAUUUCGACGCUGAGAAAGAGAAGGCGAAGAAGAGCGACGAGGCUGAGGCGUCGAGCCUCGACAACCCCGGCGCGCUGAAGCAGGACCAAGAAGACGCUAGCGUGGUUAAGAAGAGACGCAGAAACGACGUGGCUCUCGUUGGUAAGUCCGACGUUCAGGGAAGCGAAGGAAUUUCUGUCGAGCAGAUCGGGAAAGCCCAAGACGAAGGAAUCCGGAGGUUCGACGUGCAGGUGGACGCGGAUGGCGCUGCUCCUUCGCAGGAAAACGCCGGCGACGCAGUCAACGACACCGGUACUCGUAAACGACUGAUAGAAACUCAGCAAGCCACGGAAGACCAGGCAAAAAAGUCGAAGCAAUCUCCCUCGAAGGUGGUUCCCGAAAAAAGUCAGAUCAAAGCGAUCGAAGAGACGAAGGAAGAGAUCCCUGGUUACUUUCGGAAAUCAGUUAUGGUCGAGGACAGCGACGAGGAGAAGGAGAAAAUUGGUUCGGACGAAAAUUCGAACGGGGACAGAGAGUUCAGGUAUUUGGAUGGUAGCACGAGCAAAUCCAGACGCAAGAGCUCCACCGUCUACCUGAACGCCGAGGAGAAGAAGAUACCCGACGGGGAGCAGCAGUCUAUCGUCGAGGGACAAAUUAAGAAGCUGAUAUCGAUUCGAGACGACGCCCUGGACGCCCAACACACGGACAAGCUGGACGAGGCCAAGGUUCUGAACUCUAAGCGGGAAGUUGGGAUGGAUGAAGUCGCCUUCGCGCAAGAGAACGUCCAGACCGAGGUCAAGAACAAGGCUAACAAAGAAAAGUCCGGCAGAGCUCAGAAUCUUCAUCAGGUGAAAUUGAUCACCCCGGAGACGCUGGUGUACAAUAUCCUGCAGGACGCUCUGGAAUCCUAUCCCAGCGACGAGACGUUGGUGUCUUACGUCAAUCCGGAGAACGAGACGCUGAGAGAACUUCUGACCUCCAAUCAAUUGAGUAUCAUUCAAAUGGCCGAGAAAUUAUUGCCCCUGACGUUACGCCAAGAUUACUCCGACAAGAUGUUCUCCUGCGUCCGAAGAUUCGAAUACUUCAGCUGCAUAAAAUACUUCGCCUGGCCCAUGAUCAAGCAGUACUUCCCAGCGCUGCCAGCUUUUCCAGAUUACCAGAGUUGGUACCCUGUCGUCGAUUGGUACCCUCAGUACCCCAUUCUUCCCUUUCCCAGUCCCGUGGGCGACAUUGGCGAAUUGCCGGAAGUCGUGGACGCCGAUGCCACCAGAAACAGGAGGCCCAGACCAGAGGUGCUGAUCAUCCGGGUUCUCCAGAACACUUUGAAGGAACAGCCACGAAUAUCGGCGUCGACGUCGUUCCUGGAUCGUUCCGGGGACUCCUACGCUGCUCUGAUACCCCAAGAUCAGCUGCUGACCAUCAACAUGGCCGAGCAACUGAUCCCAGUCUCCUACCGACCAGAAUUCGUCCAGAAGACCGUAAACUGCAUGAAAGAGUACAACUAUCUGACCUGUAUCAAGUAUUCGACCUGGCCCACCGUCAGGCAAUUCAUACCCACGCUCCCGGACAUCUCGGGCCUGUUGCCAGAUUUUCAAAUCCCAGGUAUCUCAGACAUUUUCAGCUACGUUCCGGAGAUCCCGAGCUUUCCAGAUCUGAGUUCUUACUGGCCGAUCGCAGGUUCUUCCGACCAGCAGGCAACGGGAACGCCAACCUUCGUACUGCUGAAGAGUAGACCAGAGGUUCUUCAAUCUUCCAACGAACAAGAGAUCAAGAUCAUAGAUACCCUGCUGAAGAUACGAGAAUCUCUGUCGAAAUCCUCAGGAGCAUCGCCGCCAUUCACUCUGACCGGAAACGCGAUAACGUUCGCCACAUUAACGAAAAGUCAGCUCGACAUUCUGCGAUUGGCCGAAUGCCUGAUACCGCCUGCUGCUCGACCGGGUCUCGUCACCGAAGUUAUCGUCUAUCUCCAGAGAAACGACAACUUCAUCGAUUGCGUCAGGUACGUGAUGUGGCCGACGAUCGCCAGAUACGUGUCAAGCUUGCCCGAGUUCCCCAUUCCGGAGAGCAGAAAGCAACCGGCCAACUUGGCGAACGCGCAAGAACAACUGGAAGCGAAAGCAACCGCGGUCAACGAACAGGCACAGGAACGAGUUGUUUCAGGCGUCGAAGCCGAGAAGCCCGUGUCGACUCGUUUUCAGGACAAGGAAUCGCAAAACAACGGACAGCAGAACGUUCCGGUGAUCAGCGUGACGGGCACCAGAUUCGUUCCACUGUUCACGGAGCACCCAGAAUCUGUUAUCUUCAAUAUUCUUCGGUCGGUGCAAUUACAAUCGCUGAAUCUAAACCGAGCAACCACCAUCCCGACGAUCAAGAACCAGGAAAUCUUCAAUUACAUCACCGUGCAACAACAAAGUAUCGUGAACAUCGUGGACAGCUUGCUGCCCCAGAGCAUUCGUAACGAGUUCGCCGAUAAAUUGAUCACGUGUCUAAAAAUAAACAACUUCAUAAUAUGCAGCAGGGACGUGAUUUGGCCAACGUUGUUGCAGUACUUUCCCUGGUUGCCCGCUUUCCCGAAUUUUGGGUCCCUCUUAAACUCCUCGAGCAACGAUACAUCCUCGAAUUCGCCUAAACAGAACCUGACGGAAUCCAACGCGGACAAUCGUCCACUCGCCGAGACCGACGUGACGACGGGUGUGCACGGAGACACCACCGUGACCAUCACCGACACGAGAUUCUUCCCGAUCUUCAACGAGAUGCCUGAAUCGGUAAUACUGAACAUCCUCAAGUCCGUGCAGCUCACUCUUCCAAACCUGCAAAGCACUCCGGUUCCGACGAGGACGCAGGAGUUCGCUAGUUUCCUCACGGAACAACAGAUCAACAUCGUGCAGAUCGCCGAGAACCUGCUGCCUAUCUCGUUACGUCCAAGCUACAUCAGCAAAUUUACUCGUUGCAUGAGGGAAAAGAACUUCUUGGAAUGUACCAGGGACGUCACUUGGCCGACGAUCGCCCAAACGUAUCCGUUCCUGCCUAGCUUCCCCAACUUCGGUGGCUAUCAGAACACGCCCAGGAUCCGGUUCCAAGUGUUCCUGUCGGAGAAAUCUCCGAAUUUAGGGGGCCAAGCCGCUCAGGACACCUCAAACCAGAAGACGGAAGCGCUGCUGUUGCAGGAGGCCGAGAAGAGAAUAGAGAACAUUCUAAUGAACUCUUUGGGAAAGUCCAGCCCGAAACUCGAACGAUCCUACUUAGACGACAGCAAUUUCGCCUUCCCCCACCUGACGAAACGACAGGAGCACAUCAUCAAGCUCGUGGAGCUCGGGAUACCGGACUCGGCUCGAGCGACGUUCGUCGAGAAGAUGCUGGAGUGCACGAAAGGUUACAAUUUCGUAGCUUGUACGCAGAGCAUCAGUUGGCCCACGCUCAAGGAAUACGUACCCUCGUUGCCAGACUUCUCCAACAUCAACGAUCUGUUUUCUCCGUUGUCCAACGUCCCCCAGGUUUCCUUGGAAUCGUUUCCCAGCGCACCUAUUCAGAAUCUUCCAGGAAACGCCGAGUAUCCCGGUGGACUGUCGCAGACACCUGGUGGGAUCUCCCAGUUAGCCGACGGAAUUCCCCAGGUACCGACAUUCUCGCAGUACCCCGGAUAUUUUGGACAGGGCGCUUCCGGUGGGCAGUUCUUCUCUCGUUCGGGCGUCCAAGGAGCGCCAGCGAUUACGCCGUCAGUAGGUAACGAAGGAACGGUACCCGGAUACGCAGGCCAACCACCAGGAAUUUUCUUAGACAUCUCGAAGGAGAAGGUUCAGAUACCCGACGCCGUUCAACGACCAACAAAGACUGAGGACUCGAAAUCCAGAAAACGCAGGAGCAUAGAACUCUCGAACACUUAUUACGGAACCGACGGAUCGCCUAAGAGUUCUUCGUCCUCGUCCCUGACGGCCCCGAACAUAACGGAAUCCGAGUAUCUUCAGCUUCUAAUUCGAAUAAGGGAGACCGCGAGAUCCGCUAGUGAUGUUCCUCCCGCGUCCAAGAAAUAUUACGUCGACAGUUUGAAUUCCACGAUCAGAAACUCUCUGACCGCCGACCAAUACGAAAUACUGAAGGUGGUCGACGACUUGGACCAGAAUCGGGCGAGCAGAGGCCUCGCGCAGCAGGUCAUCCAGUGCAUCACUGGCCUAAGCUUCAUCAGGUGUUUGGGUAUUUUCAUUUGGCCGCUGAUCGUCAGCAAUCUUCCGUCUUUCCCAAGUUUCGGUAUCCUCGGACGUUCCUUGGAUACGGAGCACCAGGUGCAGGAAUUCUUCGGCAUGUCCACUGGGGACUUUGAGAAGGAGCUGCUGACGAGAAAGGAGUCGAUCGAGCACUUCUUGGUUGACUGGUACCAGAAACUGGUCGACGACAAGUUCCAGACGAACGUGGGCUUUUUGAAGAUCAGGGGAUACGGUAACGGUGAACUGGGGUUCAGCUUCUCCGGGUUCAGGGAGGGCAGGGGCGCCAAGCUCAAAGACAACAAGAACCUCCCCAGCAUACUGACGAUCAUCAGCGACAUCAUGGAGGAAGUCUUGGACCAGCGUCCGGAGGGCGAGAAACCGAAGAAGGAGAAGGAGAAACGGGAGAAGAGCAUAGACGUCUCAAGGGAAGCCGAUAUCCAGUUCUUGAAGGACAGCGUGGAAUACGUCGACAUCAAGAGGUCAAUGAAUGAUGACGAGAUCAUCACGAUGUUCCUGGACAAGAUCAAGUCGAACGACUCCGAUGCGGACGGCGACGGCAAGUAUUUCGGCCUGGAAGACGCUUACAACGCGUUCGGGGUCCUUUUUGGUCCCCGGUUGCACAGCAGGCUCGCCGACAAGCUGCAGAACUUGAACCACCAGCUGAGAUCCGUGGAAGGUUCGAGCGAGGCGGACAAAGAAGUGGACAUCGUGUCUCUGGAGGCGGAGAAAGACGGGGAUUCCGACGAGCCGAAGGUUUUGUCGUUGAAGAGUCAGGUGACGUACGACUUGGAGAAAGAGUCCUCCAGGGACCAAGAAGAAAAGCAACGGCAGAAGCGGGCCAAGAACUUGUUCAAGUCGUUUCUGGACAAGCACUCGAAUAAGUAUCUCAAGGAGUCCGUGGUGGAGAGGCUCGACGACGUGGAUGAGAACAAAAUCAUCGGGGAUGAUCGCGACCAGGACAGGAGAACGGGUCUGAUCGUGAAAUUGCCGCGACUAAACGACGAGAUCGUGUCGAGGAAGAUGACGAGCUCUAUGGCGCACCUGGGCAAAGCCAUGAAGGACAAGAUGAUGCAGAUGAUGCCUGGUGUCGGACUCGUUUUAUCCUUCCUGCUUCAAAUGGCCGUGGCUCACGCGCGGGCGGCCGCGUCCAUGGCCGGGAUGCUCAGCAACAUGGCGAUGGGCUCCGCCAUUAUAGGAAUGAUACGCGAUUCGUUUUUCGGGGGAAACAACAAUCCACAGAUUAAGUACGUUUACGAUAACAACAAGGUGGGAUCAGGCGUCUCCUGGCCCGUCAAGUAUGGCUCCGACUCUCACUAUCGCGGCUUAUAA
This is a messenger RNA of Colletes gigas, 6183 nucleotides long. RefSeq lists its product as uncharacterized. Lineage: Eukaryota; Metazoa; Arthropoda; Insecta; Hymenoptera; Colletidae. The coding region runs from base 1 to 6183 and encodes 2060 amino acids. The transcript has 4 exons. The record is from RefSeq and is a predicted model, not a curated record.